Messenger RNA from Sesamum indicum (sesame), 2268 nucleotides. It is a transcript of the gene DFL1, whose product is annotated as Auxin-responsive GH3 family protein. Gene Ontology annotation, molecular function: indole-3-acetic acid amido synthetase activity. Lineage: Eukaryota; Viridiplantae; Streptophyta; Magnoliopsida; Lamiales; Pedaliaceae. Gene Ontology annotation, cellular component: cytoplasm. The record is from RefSeq and is a predicted model, not a curated record.
CCACCCUCAUAGCUUCCUCUCUCUCUCCUCUCUCUCUCUACAUAUAUAUACAUAGCACCACAGAUCAGACUAGUUGAUCCCUCUUUUCUGAGCUUUAUUUUCUGUCUGACCCUGUAAAAAUUCCAUCUUUGAGAAGCAUCAUUAAUCAUGCCUGAGGCACCGAAGGAGUCCCACAAAUCCGCUGAGUACAGUGUGGCGGAGAACAACAGGAAGAAGCUGGAGUUCAUUGAGGAUGUUACUAAAAACGCUGAUGAGGUUCAGAAACGUGUUCUUGCUGAAAUCCUCUCCAGGAACGCCGAUGUUGAGUACUUGAAGAGGCACGGCCUCAACGGACAUACUGACCGGGAAACUUUCAAGAAAAUCAUGCCAGUUAUAACCUAUGAGGACAUUCUGCCGGAUAUCAACCGCAUCGCCAAUGGCGAUACGUCUCCUAUUCUCUGCUCGGAGCCCAUCUCCGAGUUCUUGACAAGUUCUGGGACAUCUGCUGGGGAAAGGAAAGUGAUGCCGACAAUUGAGGAAGAACUGGAGAGGAGAUCAUUGCUUUACAGCCUUCUGAUGCCUGUAAUGAGCCAAUUUGUGCCUGGUUUGGACCAAGGCAAAGCCAUGUAUUUCUUGUUCAUAAAAUGUGAGACCAAGACCCCAGGUGGGUUGCUGGCUCGCCCUGUUUUAACAAGUUACUACAAAAGCUCCCAUUUUAAGGACAGACCCUUCGACCCCUACACAAACUACACCUCUCCAAAUGAAACCAUUCUCUGCGCUGAUUCUUACCAAAGCAUGUACUCUCAAAUGCUCUGUGGCCUUUGCCAGAACAAGGAAGUCCUCCGGGUCGGGGCGGUUUUCGCCUCGGGCUUCAUUCGGGCCAUCCGGUUCUUGGAAAAGCACUGGACCCUUCUUUGCCAUGAUAUCAGAACCGGGACUGUUAAUUCCCUCAUCACUGACCCAUCAGUGAGGGAGGCAGUGAUGAGGAUCCUCAAACCCGACCCGAAACUGGCAGAUUUCAUUGAGUCCGAAUGUAGCAAGGAAUCAUGGCAAGGGAUCAUAACUAAGCUGUGGCCUAAUACCAAGUACAUAGACGUUAUAGUAACUGGGACCAUGUCACAAUACAUUCCAACUCUUGAUUACUACAGCGAUGGUCUCCCACUUGUGUGCACAAUGUAUGCUUCCUCAGAGUGUUAUUUCGGUGUGAACCUUAACCCUCUUUGCAAGCCCAGCGAGGUCUCUUACACCCUUAUUCCCACCAUGUGCUACUACGAGUUCUUGCCUGUUCACAGAAACAAUGGUCUCACCAACUCCAUCUCCAUGCCCAAAUCCCUCAAUGAGAAGGAGCAACAAGAAUUGGUUGACUUAGUCGAUGUCAAGCUCGGACAGGAAUAUGAGCUUGUUGUCACCACUUAUGCUGGACUAUACCGGUACAGAGUCGGUGACGUGCUUCGUGUUGCUGGAUUCAAGAACAAUGCCCCUCAAUUCAACUUUGUUUGCAGGAAGAAUGUAGUCUUGAGCAUAGAUACAGAUAAGACUGACGAGGUUGAGCUCCAAAAUGCAGUGAGGAACGCGGUGAGCCAUCUGAUGCCGUUCGGCGCCCGUCUCACCGAGUACACUAGCUAUGCCGAUACAACCACAAUUCCGGGCCACUAUGUGCUCUACUGGGAGCUCAGCCAAAUGGGCUCAACCCCAAUCCCUCCAUCAGUUUUUGAAGAUUGUUGCCUAACCAUCGAAGAGUCCCUCGACAAUGUCUACCGCCAGAACCGGGUCUUCGAAGCCAUCGGCCCUCUCGAGAUCAAGAUUGUCGAAACCGGGACCUUCGAUAAGCUCAUGGACUAUGCCAUUAGCCUAGGAGCCUCAAUCAACCAGUACAAAACACCACGGUGCGUGAAAUUUGCACCCAUUGUUGAGCUGUUGAACUCAAGGGUGGUGUCUAAGUAUUUCAGUCCAAAAUGCCCCAAAUGGACAACUCCUGGUCUCAAGCAAUGGAGCAAUAUCAACUGAGGACUUCACCUCCAAAACCACCCACCAACAAAAGAAAAAACAAAAAGAAAUGGGAUAAGAAAAAAGAACUGUUUUUGUUAUCAUUUUAGUAGCUUAGAACUUAAUCCUUCUACUCCCACCCCCACCCCUUAGGUUAACCAAUCAUUUUUAUGUUCUUCACUUAUGAUUCUAGUAUUUUAACCGUACGUUGUUUAUGAUGUUAGAAUCUUGAUUAGCAGCAGCAGCAGCUCCCCAUGUACAAAAACAGUUCCUAUUUGAAGGAAGGCUUUUCUUUCUUUAAAU